CAACUGAGCAGCCCGCAGUACCGCCUGGCCGCCAGCAGAGGGCGCGCCGAAGCCCAAGUACGCGUCACGUGACUAGGACGUCCACGUGACUGAGGGAACCCACGGUCAUGGCGCGGCCGCGGCUUCUCUCCCUCCUGAGCCGACCCUGGGUCCGCCGGCUGAGCGGCAGCUGCUGUCCGCUGAGGGAGAACCGGGGGCUACUGCGUGUCCGAGGCCCGAACACUCCGGCCUUCCUGCAGGGGCUAAUCACCAACGACGCGGAGCGGUUGGGAGAGGGCGCCGUGUACGCUCACCUGCUCAACGUGCAGGGGCGGAGCUUGUUCGACGUCAUCCUGUACAGGCUCCCCACGGAUGGCCAGUCUGACCUACUACUAGAGUGUGACAUCCAGGCGUUGGAGCCCAUCCAGAAACAUCUGCAGGUCUACAACUUCCGAAAGAAGGUGGAGGUGUCCCCCUGUCCAGAGUUGUCGGUGUGGGCCGUGCUUCCAGGUCAGAAACAGCAGGACCCUCCGGGGAAGAGACUGCCGAGUCCGGUGGUGGUGUGCAGCCCUGACCCUCGGGUACCGGUUAUGGGAUGGAGAAUUGUGGCCCAGGCCGACGGGGAUAUCGCAGGUCUGCUGCCUGAAGCUCAGCUGGGAAACUACGAGGAGUAUUGCAAAUACCGAUAUCAACACGGUGUUCCAGAGGGGGUCAAGGACCUUCCUCCGGGGGUGGCUCUACCGCUGGAAUCCAACCUGGUUUACAUGAAUGGAAUCAGCUUCUCCAAAGGAUGUUACCUGGGCCAGGAGCUAACGGCCCGGACUCACCACACCGGAGUUAUCCGCAAGCGGCUGGUGCCUGUGCAACUCUCGUCGCCAUUGUCGCCCGAGUGCGAGCAGUCUGAGGUUGUCACGGCGUCGGGGAAAGCAGCUGGCAAAUACCGAGCCGGAGUCGGGGACUCGGGCCUUGCGCUGCUGAGGCUGGAACAUCUCGGAGUGGAACUUCAGAUAAAAGUAGGAGGUCGGGAGCCCGUCGGUGUGAAGGCCUCUGCGCCGGAGUGGUGGCCGAAGCCUGGAACUAGCUCAUGACGAGGCUCCAUCAGUGAACGUUAUGAGACCUCACUGUGACCGAAAGAGUGUUGAAUAUUAUUGUAUUUUUAUAGACUGCAGGACGUUGUGUGCCUUCUGCAUCC
Molecule: messenger RNA, 1171 nt
Organism: Nanorana parkeri
Lineage: Eukaryota; Metazoa; Chordata; Amphibia; Anura; Dicroglossidae
Gene: IBA57
Product: IBA57 homolog, iron-sulfur cluster assembly
Exons: 3
Coding region: 108-1067 (319 amino acids)
Cellular component (GO): mitochondrial matrix
Molecular function (GO): protein binding
Source: RefSeq, a predicted model, not a curated record